Molecule: messenger RNA, 3225 nt
Organism: Sceloporus undulatus (fence lizard)
Lineage: Eukaryota; Metazoa; Chordata; Lepidosauria; Squamata; Phrynosomatidae
Gene: DBNDD2
Product: dysbindin domain containing 2
Exons: 4
Coding region: 211-762 (183 amino acids)
Biological process (GO): negative regulation of protein kinase activity
Cellular component (GO): cytoplasm
Source: RefSeq, a predicted model, not a curated record
CGGUUCCAGCACUUGGUACAGCUUUGCUUUUGCUUGGACUCCUCUGCCAUCUGAGCCAGAAGAGAGACAGGCAGAGAGGGAGAGGCAUCUCCUGGCCAGCCUGGGCUCUGGACCACUCCCUGGGCAGAAGAAGAAGAUGGGGAGAAGGAGGGCUGCUGGCCUCUGAGGGGCUGAUCCUUCGGGACAGAGGAAGACUCCCCUCUGGAGGCCAUGUCCAGCCCUGCUGAAGCUCAUGGUCACAGCAGGAGGCUGCCCUCCGACAUGGAAAAUGGGCAGCGGGGACUCGAUGCAGAGCAGCUGCAGCAACAACAGCUCAAACUACGUGAGAGGCAGAGAUUCUUUGAGGAGGUUUUCCAGCAUGAUGUCGAUUUCUUCUUCCCAGUAUCCCAUCUGCAGAUAGAACACAGGAGACCUCCCUUGGGCAGCAUUUCCUCCAUGGAGGUGAAUGUGGACAUGCUGGAACAGAUGGAAAUGAUGGACCUCUCUGACCAAGACACUGUGGAUGUGUUCCUUAGCUGUGGGACAGAGGACAACAACAAUGUACCCACUCUUUUGCCAGAUUCCAACCAUUACCAAGAAGAAAUAUCUCUGCAAGUGCCCAGUACUGGUGAGGUCAAAUCCAGGAUCUCGUCUACAUCUUCAGCCUCUACAGACCUGAACAGCCUGGAUACCAGUGAGGAAGGGGCCGAGACCCCCGUGGUACAAUCAGAUGAGGAAGAGCUACAGCAAGAUGGCCCUGAAGAACAGGAGAUCAAAAGCUAGCAGGACAAAGGGGUGUUAUUCUUUGGCCAUGCUCUGCAUCUACCCCAUCACAUGGACCCUGCCAGCAUGAGAAUGCUGAGUGAAAAUGUCUGGCUGGCUCUUUGACUCCCACUGAGUAAACCCCACUGAAGCUCCCUCUAUCCCAAUGGUUCUAGCUGGGGAGGAUUAGAAAGAAGCCUUCCCCUCUGCAGAAUAGUCAGUGCAUGGGGAAAGCAAGAAGCAAGGGGAGAACAGGGUGAAGUAAGGGGACUGCAAAAAAUUAUAUACACACAAAUCUAACUCUUCAAGCUUUCAUGGCUAACACUCCUGCUUCACUCACUCUGGUGGUUCAAGUUUGCUGUAGGCCCAGCUGCAGCUGUUUCAUGCAAGAUCUUCAUGCAAACUUGCAGUCUCCUGAAUCCCAAAACACACACACACACACACACACACACACACACACACACAUACAUAUAUACAUACAUGACAAAUGUUUAACUGUAACAUAAUAGAUAAUUAUAUUCCUUUCCAAAACAAGCAACUGUGUUGCUGUGUUUUAUUGAGAAAGAACCAAUGAAGCCUUGGGGCUAGUAAGGAUGAAGGCAAGAUGGCUAAACUAUAUCACAGGCCUAGGAACUUGGGUUGGGGCAGUACUGGGAGUCGAGGAAAGAUUUUGGUUUACUUGCUCUUUCAUCUGAUUCUGCAUUAUCACAUUGCAAGCAUGCAGUACAUGUCAGGAAGGUACAAAACCUAAGAAUGGCUUGAUGAAAAGAAAAAUGGAUUUCAGUCAAGUGGUGCCAUAGUAACAUGUCUUUUUGGAAGGGACUUGUAUUGCUUCUGACUCACCAAGUUGAAUGCAAUCCAUAUCAACUAUGCCUCCUAUCAUCUCUCAUGAAAAUCGUGUGGUAUAGUAGUUAGAAAGCUGGAUUGGAACUUAGUAGAUCCAGGUAUAAGUCUCCUCUGAGGUGAAAUGCUUUGGGUGACUUUGAGCUAGUAGCUCUCUCCUGGUCUGAUCUGUCUUACAGCAUUGUUUUGAUGAGGGGAGAAGGAUAACUAUGGAUGUUCUCAGAAGAAACGUGGAAUAUCACUAUAACAAAAAAAAUCAAUAUUGCUGUUGUCAUCGGAUCACUGAAUAGAUGGAUCAUCAACCCCCUUACAAGCUCUACAUAGCAUGUGGAUUGCAUUCAGCUUGGUAGAUCACAAAGUUUGUAUAGGACUGACAGGUUAAUAUUUUAGUAAAAGAAUAGCUUUAUAUUGCCAUCUGACAAGUUUUUAGCUGCCUAAACAGAAGUCCCUUUACUUAUAGUGUAGUGGCCAAAAGUGUGGGAUCAAGAGAAUUUCUGGUGGAACUCACCUCUUUAGCAUGAAUUUAUGGAGCAAGCGCCCAUCUCUUCCCCUUAGCCUCCCUCUUCUACUGUCUGGCCACAGUAAUACUGAUCCAUUUUAUAUGAAUUUUGAAAGUAUUUCUGAAACAAUGUAAGUGAAGUUCUUUCAGCACUAAUUGUAAACAUUCUUACUUUCAAAGAGUUUUAAAAUGUAAAUGGUGAAAUCUGAUACUAAUUCAUGCAGAAUGUUCAUUAGGCACACAUGAAGGGAAACAUCAUAAAGACAUGGCAGUGUAUGGAGGGGCUAUAGCACUUUGGUAAAACAAAUUGCAUAUCUUAAGGUACUAUGUUCAAUCAGCAGCAAUGAGGAUUUCCCAGAUUCAUUGCCAAACCAAGUAGUUUCUCUGUUUUUCUCACCAUGCGGGGACUUGAAGAUUUCUGCAUUAUAAUAUAUGCCCCAGGAUCUUUCUUGCCAUCAUGGAACAUUGAUGCCAAUACUCAGAUCCUCAAAUGUCCAUUUUCACCAAACAAGCAAAAGCACACCAACAAAUAAAAUCAAAUCCAGGAAGGAAAUGUGAGGAGGAGGAGUUGUAUGCCUUCAAGUUGCUUUGGUCCAAAUUGUGAGUUUUCUUGGCAACAUUUGUUUUGAGGAGGUUUGCCAUUGCCCUCCUCAGAGGCUGAGAGAGUAUGAUUUUCCCAAGGUCACCCAGUGGGUUCACAUGGCUGAGCAGGGAUUCAAAUCUUGCUCUUCCAAAAUUCUAGCCCAAUACUCAAACCACACUAAACUAUGAUGGCUUGCAUAUGCGAUGGAGACUAUUAAUCCAGGAUUUGGGAGUCUGCAGCUCUCCAGGUGUUAUUGGACUCUAACCCUCAUUAGCCCCAGACAGCAGGGCCAGUGGUUGAUGGGAGAUGGAGAAUUUUGUCAUUCCUGUAAUUGAUUGGGUGUUUCCUGAAAGACAGCUUCCAGCACUAACAGUAAAAAUUAUAUUACACAGUUGUUCCAAUUCCCCCUUCAUUUGAACUAGUAAGAAAGAAAAUGGAAGAAGUCGUAGGAAAACAUGAGAGGUCCACAAAUGGAAAAUGUUGUUGUCUGGAACUCUGUUCUGGUAACAUUCUAUGAAUGAGCAUGGCAAUCAAACAGUAAAAUCUUCAUCGGAAAGUC